AUGUCACAUCCACCACCUCCAGGCACGAAUCUCCCUGCGCGCCCGCCCGCCAGCACAUCGAGGCCAGGCUUCAGAUCGAGCUUCAACCCGUCGGGCCAGUCCUCUGCCGCACCGGCAUCGUCAUCGUCGACGCCGUCGUACUCGAAUGCAAACUCCGCGCGAGCAGCCGCCGCCUCGAGCUACCCAGCUGCCCAAGCCCACUAUGGCUCGUCCUACUCGAGCUAUCCUAGCCACGCUGCGGGCUCGUCCGUGAACCGCUCUGCUUCGGGAUACUCGUACCCUCAAGCAGGCAAUCAGCAACAACACUAUCCCCAGCAACAGCAAGCGCAAAGCUACGCCCCUCAUGCCUAUUCGCAGCAGCAGUCGCAGUCGUACCAGGGCCAGUCAUACCAGGCCCAACCGUACCAGGCCCAGCAGUACCAAGCAGCACCGCGUAUCCAGAACCCUUUCCCUACGCCAGGUGCUGCUGCUGCCGCUGGACCUGACUACGACCCGGACAUGGCUGCCCAGAUUGCCCAAUGGCAGAGCGCCUACGGCCCCCGCGAAACCGACAAGGACGGCAAGCCCGUGCCGGCGCCAGAGUACGCGAAGCCCGAGGUCGUAGACCCGACUGCGCAGACGGACAAGAAGAAGACUGUUGUUCGAGAGGGCGGCGGCAAGAAGUGGACGGACGACACAUUGCUGGAAUGGGAUCCGUCUCACUUGCGCCUCUUUGUUGGAAACUUGGCUGGCGAAACGACAGACGAGUCUCUCCUCAAGGCGUUUGCUCGGUGGAAAUCCGUGCAAAAGGCCAGAGUCAUUCGUGAUAAGCGCACGACAAAGUCCAAGGGAUACGGCUUCGUCAGCUUCAGCGACGCCGAUGACUUUUUUCAGGCGGCCAAGGAGAUGCACGGCAAAUACAUCCAGAGCCAUCCCGUUGUCGUCAAGAAGGCCAAUACGGAGAUUAAGGCGACAAAUGUUAAGAAUAAGGGACACAACAACAAGAAGAAGGGCGGCAACAGUGGUAGUGGGAACCGCGGAAAUGAUUCCGGGGCUGGAGGGUAUGAGCCGAAUCUUGGUCCUCGAUCGGGUUCUGGCGUUACCAAGGCUGGGCAGAAGACGAAGAAUGGUUUACGCCUUUUGGGUUAA
Molecule: messenger RNA, 1128 nt
Organism: Trichoderma breve
Lineage: Eukaryota; Fungi; Ascomycota; Sordariomycetes; Hypocreales; Hypocreaceae
Product: RNA recognition motif domain-containing protein
Exons: 1
Coding region: 1-1128 (375 amino acids)
Molecular function (GO): mRNA binding
Source: RefSeq, a predicted model, not a curated record